Messenger RNA from Postia placenta MAD-698-R-SB12, 2073 nucleotides. RefSeq lists its product as hypothetical. Bases 1 to 2073 code for a protein of 690 amino acids. The transcript has 2 exons. NCBI's taxonomy places the organism in Eukaryota, Fungi, Basidiomycota, Agaricomycetes, Polyporales, Adustoporiaceae. The record is from RefSeq and is a predicted model, not a curated record.
AUGGCAGAGAUUCACGCGGCGGCUACGUUCAUCUUACACGGUACAUCGAGCACACCUACGACAGCGGCUAACCAAACUAUCACUUCGACAUCGAACACUUCGACACCGGUGCCCCCCGGGAUGAUCAAAACCGAAGACAUCUCGAUGAUCAUCGAAAGCCUGUCGAGGACGAUCGCAACACUCAUUCAGCCGACGACGCACACUACGCACAACCACGCCCCCGCACCGAGACAACAAGCUGCCGUCCACGUCCAUGAGAACAGCGGAGCGGAACAGACGUGCCAUUACUGCGGCAAUCGUGGCUGCAGGGUAGGCACCUGCGAGUUCGUGGAGAUCGACAUCCGGGACGGCAAGUGCAAGCGUAACACCAAAGGAAAGAUCGUCCUUCUGAACGGAAGUUUCUGCCCCCGCACUAUUCCUGGUCUCACAAUACGAGAUCGAAUCUACGAGUGGCAUAGAAGAAAUCUUGCAGCACCCGCCACUCCGACAAUGCUCUUUGAGAUCGAUGAUCGCUCGACUAUGCAGACCUUCACGCUCAACACCAGCAGCAGGAUCGAGGCGCUCGAGCGAGAACUCCUUCAGCUUCGGAAGCGCAGGGAGGUCUUUGACGGCGUCGAGAUUCUACAGCGGAAGAAGCCUACGACGCCAGCCAUCCCGAAGAGCGUGGAAGCCUCGGGAUCUGGUACAUCGAAGGGAGUGGCGGCACCCUCGAGCACUUCGACAAGCACGGCCCCGCCUCCGACGAUACCAGCAGCAGCACCCGCGCCAUCUUCCUCCUCGCCUACGCAAUCCACGUCUCAUCCUAUUACUAUGUCCGCUCCCCCAGCACCACCAGUACACCCCUUUGCAAACACUCGUGACGCAACCUACACCCCACCGAACGUUCGAAACUUCGCAACUCCGCCGAAGCCCUCGAACGACAAGGGCAAGGAACCAGCGUACAAGACCAUCGUCCCCGUUAUCCAGCCGAAGCUGGCCAAAGAAAUCUUCCAGCGUUUGAUGAAGUCGCAGUUCGUCACGCUGACCCCAGAAGAGUUGCUGUCGAUUGCGCCCGACGUUCGAACCAAGUACUGCGACGCCGUCACCCCUAAGCGAGUCUCGACGGAACCCGUCGCGUCGGCCCACAUUGUAGAAAUCGGCGCCGACGAGGUCACAGCCGUCAACCAGCUCUCGUGUUCAGGCGCAAUGUUGGAACCCGGUGCUACAAUCGUCCCAGACCCCUAUGAAACAUAUCUGAAGCACAUCCCUCAUGGCGAGUACCCCGCAGAAUUCACUGUCACAUGUGAUUUGAAUGCGAUUCGUUCAAUCAUCGCAUUGAUCGACAACAAAGAGCAGAUUGAAUGCAUCGUCGACCCAGGGUCGCAGAUUGUCGCCAUGUCGGAGGAGGUCUGUCUCGGCCUCAACCUCCUCUUUGAUCCUACUAUCCAGCUGAACAUGCAAUCGGCGAACGGCGAGGUGGACCGAUUGUUAGGACUCAUUCAAAAUGUUCCCUUCUGCAUCGGUGAGAUCGUAUUGUAUCUCCAGGCUCACGUCAUUCGAAACGCAGCAUACGACAUCCUCCUUGGCCGACCCUUCGACGUGCUUACGCAGAGUGUUGUCAAGAACUUUGCUGACAAGAACCAGACCAUUACAAUCCUCUGCCCGAACACCGGCAAAACCAUCACAAUUCCGACGUACACGCAAGGAAGAUCACAAAGCCAGCAGCAUCCUUUUGAGUCUCCGUUUGCUUCGACUCCGCCAUCUCCCAUUCCAACGAAGUCCAUCUCACAGUUUUCCAACUCGAUUCUUCCCUUUCCUUCGACGACAUCGACUUCUACCCCUUCAACGCACAAGAUCCUCACCGCGACAAAGAAGAAAUACAAGCCUGUUGCUCUCAAAACCAGACCCGUCCUUGGUGCCGUCCCCAAACAAUUUCGAAUACUUCGAGACAUCAAGGGCGACCCUCUAUCCAUCAUGCCUAAGCUUUCGACCGACCCCCCGCCAUUCAAACCUACCGGUCGGUACACCCUCGAAUGCUUCGAAGCAACUGAUAAGCUUCACAACAGCGACUUCCUACUUCCCGACAAACAUUGA